Ilex paraguariensis (yerba mate) is the source of this 2217-nucleotide messenger RNA. The record is from the annotation of a GenBank genome assembly. Lineage: Eukaryota; Viridiplantae; Streptophyta; Magnoliopsida; Aquifoliales; Aquifoliaceae.
AAAAAAGAAGAAGAAAACUCUCUCUCUCUCUUUCACACAUAUAGUAGCUAUUAAGCCCUGCUGGUUUUCUGUGAGUUCAGAACGGUAGAGAAGAAUGGUGAAACGUAGCAAAAUCUCUUCCACUGAUGCUUGUCCCGAGUUCUUCAAGAUAUUUGCGCCUGAUUUGUGCUCUCAACGACUGCGAAUCCCACCAGCAUUCCUCAAGAAUUUUAAUGGAGAUUUACCUCAAAAGGCUGUACUCAAAAGUCCCUGCAAACGAUCAUGGUGGGUUCAUGUGAAUAGCGUCAAUCAGAAUUUCUUUUUUCAAGAGGGUUGGGAGGAAUUUGUGCAAUAUCAUUCUUUGGAAUUUGGGGAUAUUCUAGUUUUUUCCUACGUUGGUACUUCAAAGUUCUAUGUUAGUUUAUAUGGGAAAAAUAGUUGUAAAAAACUGGCUUCCCUUACAAGGAAUGAUGUCAAGUCACUACCACUUGUCAAAGGGAAUCAGGCAAUAGGACCUGGCCCAGGCAUCAGUAAGCAGGUUACUCAAUUGACUUCAUGUUCGAGGGUUAAGAUGGCAAUUGAAGAGAAUGAUGGAGAUCUUGAGGCAGCCAACAAAUCCAUAUCCACAAAUCCUUCCUUCAAACUUGUUUUGGGGCAAGCUUAUAUCAGCAAGGGGAUUGUAAGUAUACCAUCGAGCUUUCGCAAGAACUACAUGGAGAAAGUGAGACCAAGUGCUACGCUUCAGCUUUCUAAAAAAUCGUGGCCUGUGAAAUUGAAUUAUCGUCAUGGAACAGUCCAGUUUUGUCAAGGUUGGCUGAGAUUUGUAAAAGAUAACAAUCUCCAAGAAGGAGAUGUUUGCUGUUUUGAGCUGAUUGGAAGAAACAAUUAUGUGAUGAAAGUUUUUAUUUCUAGACCACGAGCCUAUCUUGAACUAGACAAACAAAGAGAAAAGAAUAUCGUGAGACGUAGGGGUCGUCCACAGACGGUCUGUUCCUUUGAUGAUUGUCCUGAAUUCUUCAAAUUCUUUUUGCCCGACCAAAGCUCUGAAGAUAUGCGCAUACCACCAGCUUUUCUUGAGCAUUUCAAUGGACACAUACCAGAUAAGGCCAUCCUUAAAGAUCUUGGGGGGAAGUAUAGGCAUGUGGAUAUGGAAGACGCUGAAAAUGGAGUGUUUAUUAAGAACGGUUGGCAGCAUGUUGGGAGUGGUCAUUCUUUAAAGCUUGGAGACUCCUUAUUCUGUAGAUACAAUGGAAAUUCUUCAUUCACUGUUAGGGCAUUUGGUACGAAUGGAUGCAAAAAAGAAGUAACUUUAGCUCUUGGGAGUGUGGUCACAGGUGUAAAAAUUGAAGAAAAGACUGAAGAAGAACGGACUUCUCCCAAGCCUUCUAAUAUUGGCAAGCACAAGUACUGCAAACAGGAGAUUGAAGAAAAGACUGAAGAAGAACGGACUUCUCCCAAGCCUUCUAAUAUUGGCAAGCGCAAAUACUGCAAACAGGAGAUUGAAGAAAAGACUGAAGAAGAACGGACUUCUCCCAAGCCUUCUAAUAUUGGCAAGUGCAAGUGCAAGUACUGCAAACAGGAGAUUGAAGAAAAGAAGACUUGUCUGAAGUGCUCUCGUAUUUGCAAGCAAAUGUGUGCAAAAGUUGAUAUUGAGGAGGAGACUGAAGACGAGUGGACUUGUCCCAAGCACUCAUAUGAGAAUAAGCGAAAAUAUUCAAACAGAGGCAUGGAAAGAUUACAUUCCUAAACGACUGUUGAACCAACUUCAUUUCGAAAGGUGGCGAGAAAUGGUGUUCUGCAAUCAGAAUGGGGAAAAGUGGCCUGUGAAAGUCCAUUUCAUAAAUGAUGGUCGGGUAUCCUUCACCAAGGGAGUGUUGGAUUUUUGGAAGGAGAACAAUCUGUGUCUUGAUGGUAAGUGUUUACUUGAGUUUGGCAUUGUCAGAGGCAAAGUACUAAAAGAAAUACAGGUUCAAUUUUUGUGAAGAUCAUGAUUGGUGGCGUGCCAAGAGGCAGUCUUUGAUUUGAAGGCACGACGAGGAAUCUUUCUCUGUCUCUCUGGUUUUUUUGUUCAGUUUACUGGUAUGGUUCAUGCUCUGAUCUGAGGAGAUGGUGAAUUUAACCCUCCCUCUAUUAGACUUUUGGAUUACUAUAGUCUUUCUAGUAGAUAUGUCAAUAGGUACAGAUCUGGAACAUAUGUAGUUUCUCCUCUUGAAAGAUAUUAUGAGAAGCAUGUUUCUU